Messenger RNA from Pyricularia oryzae 70-15, 1723 nucleotides. RefSeq lists its product as uncharacterized. The transcript has 5 exons. The coding region runs from base 290 to 994 and encodes 234 amino acids. NCBI's taxonomy places the organism in Eukaryota, Fungi, Ascomycota, Sordariomycetes, Magnaporthales, Pyriculariaceae. The record is from RefSeq and is a predicted model, not a curated record.
AACUCAAUGGAAAGUAUAUAUCUUACACACCUCCCGACAACCAUGCUUACGCUUUCCUCCGUAGUCAUUUUCCAUCAGCUGUGCUCAUAAAUCAUCCCCUUUUAACACCCCUUUUUAUUCAAGCCAUUCUUUUUGCUCUUCGCUGGUCGGUGCCGCUGGUCGUGUGUAUCCUAUUACAACUUAAACAACAACCCCACAAGACUGGUCUCUUUCUCUGUUUUUUAUUCACCCCAGUCAUCCCUCGCCCUAUUUAGAUCGCUCCGCAAGUGAUCAGCACACAUCUUUCACAAUGGUCAACUACCGCUUCGCUACCCUAAUCGGCCUGGCCGGCAUGGCCGUUGCCGUGCCUCUUAAUAUCAACCUCGGUGCCUACUCGCCCGCCUUGGUCGUUGGUGAUGGUGAAAUUAGUUUCAAAGGAGGAGAAGAGGGUGGAAAGAAGGCUGGAGCGGCGGCGAUCGCCUCGGCACCGGGUGCAGCAGCCGCAGCAGCCGCGCCAGUGUCGAACGCGGCGUCGCAGCAACAGCCCGCACAGAUCGUUUCCGCACCCGCCACCGCCGACGCCGCCUCGGCCCCGAAUCCGGCCCUUGAGCAACAGGCUCAGCAGAUCGCUGCUCUCCAGGGUAUGGGCAAGGCCAUCGCCCCCCGCCAGGAGGGAGAGGCCGCUGAAGAGGACACCGAGCCCGAAGAGAAGACCUCCGCCGUCACCAAGAGGGACACCGAGUCUGCCGAGGUGGAGGCUGAGUCCGAAGAGGACGAUGAGGCCCCUGCCGUCGCCAAGCGCGACCUCGCAAGCUUCCAGGCUGCGCUUGCAUUUGCCGAGAAGGCUCUCACCAAGGGUCCCAUCAUCAGCCUGGGCACCGGCGAGGGCAGCCAGAAGGCUGGCGUUGGUAUUGUCGUUAACAACAACCCUGCUGGUGGUGCCGCUAAGGGCAAGGAGCGCAAGAAGCGUGACCUCGGUGUGAGCCAAAAAGUCAAGGUGACGACCAUCGCUUAGAAACUCACCUGAGCUAGUCGCUCGCGACAUUGCCAUCCCCGUUGGCGUUCCAUCAAUCCCCAGGCUCUUCUCGAGGAGUGACUCGGCCCUUGAUGCCGUCAAUCUGAACGUUGAUGGUGACAAGGGCUUGACGAUGACCUUUGUCGAGACUAUCACAGACGCGGAUGCGGAUAUUGAAGAUAGCGCCGAGUAAAGGAUACUGGCCAGGAUGGGGUUUAUAUACGCGGAAGAAAAAGGGAUGACGAUUAUACCAAACAAAGAACCAUAUUAUACCAGCACCAUUUCCGAAAUCUGCGCACGGCCUCGGUUCAAAGUCCCCCAACCACGAUGCCCCCGCACGGUCGGUGAAUGAGAGGUAGACACACAAGGCCUGGCAAUCUUUAGGACAACUCCCAAGCCUUUCUCACCCCAUCGCUUGGAUUGCUUGGGCUCUGGAGCUUGCCUUUGUCCACGGAGUAGGUGUGCGGUAAAGCUGCUGGCUUCAGAGUGCAUGAGAGGAAUGGGGUUUUUUUUUAUUAUUUUACUUCCCCUUGACCUACUUUACCGAUUUAUUCUGUUCAUAGUUUGGGGGUCUUUUGUUUUCUAAAGGGCGUUGGGUUUAUAUGUAAUUGGGAACCCCAGCUGUAAAAAUAGAGCGCGGCCGACAGAUAUUUUAACUAUUAUGUUCACUUCAGCAGCACUUUCAACUUUUGUACGAAGCUUGUUCCACAACGAAAUACGAUGUUGGGA